Molecule: messenger RNA, 2556 nt
Organism: Synchiropus splendidus (mandarinfish)
Lineage: Eukaryota; Metazoa; Chordata; Actinopteri; Syngnathiformes; Callionymidae
Gene: zdhhc16b
Product: zinc finger DHHC-type palmitoyltransferase 16b
Exons: 9
Coding region: 504-1736 (410 amino acids)
Biological process (GO): protein palmitoylation
Cellular component (GO): Golgi apparatus
Molecular function (GO): palmitoyltransferase activity
Source: RefSeq, a predicted model, not a curated record
AUAUAUAUAUAUAUAUAUAUAUAUAUAUAUGCUUUCCAAUAACCAGAGAAAUAGCCAGAGAAAUAUUAUCCAUAUAAUGGUGGAAAUAAUGAAAGGAUUGUAACUGAAUGGAGUUGUUAUUUGGAACAGUAUUGUGUUGGUUUUGUUGUUUGUAAAUGUGCCCAAUAGAUACAUCUACAGGUCCCUCCCUCAAGUUUUGGCACCCACUCAUUGUCCAGUCUAACCAGUGUAAUUAAUACAGACUCAGCAGAAAUGAUAAGGUCAGGUGUUCAAUGUGCCUUCGUAUCCAGUCAUCCAUCGCUCUGAUAAAGUUACCAAUCUGCAUCUUACUUUCUGAGAAGCUUCUGGCAUGGAGAUGUGGGACUGCCGUGAAUUAUUCACGAACAAAGUUUAUUUCUAGGGGCUCACUACCUGCUAGCAUCUGUGCUUUUGCUGUGUUAUAUCCAAGGAGCCUCUUUUGUGCUUUGGGUUUGAAACCCAAUGUUCAGUAAGCCACAGGGGAAAUGGCUCUUGUCCUCAUGCUUCACGAUGAGGAACUGCUGUUUUACACUGCCUGUCUUUGUAACUGCUGGUGCGUCUGUCUGUUUGUAUGUCUAUGGCUGGAAGGUCCAGGUCGCAGCAGAGUCGCGGCUGGAGGAAGUGGCAUGCGUUUGGGCAGCAGCUGGAGGUGGCAGCUCUCCCGAGCCAUGCGACUGAUGCUGCGCUGGUGCCGCCUGAAGAGGGCCGGGCAAGGCGGGAGGAUGGAGGCCUGGAUGGGCUGCAGGGUGCACGAGCUGUGGAGCUACAGCAAGCUGCUGCUCUCCUCCCUCUACUUCAACAGCCUUACAAACUCAGACACGCUGCUGGACUGCGUGUUUGAACCCAUCUACUGGAUCGUGGACAACACAACCCGCUGGCUUGGCCUGGUGUUCGUCACGUUGGUCAUCCUGCUCACAGCCUCAGUCGUGGUCAUCGUCUAUUUUUUCGUCCUCCCUACAAUCCUCAAUACUUACUCCGUGCUUUGGGUCAUCUGGCACCUGAGCUGUGGCCACUGGCUUCUCGUCAUGGUGGCGUUCCAUUAUUAUAAGGCCACCACCACCUCUCCCGGACACACGCCUCGAGAUAAUACACAGAUCCCCUCUGUGUCCGUCUGCAAGAAAUGCAUCAUCCCCAAACCCGCAAGAACACAUCACUGCAGCAUCUGCAAUGUGUGUAUUUUAAAGAUGGACCAUCACUGCCCAUGGAUGAACAACUGUGUUGGACACUUCAACCACCGUUACUUCUUCUCCUUCUGCUUCUACAUGACUCUGGGCUGCGUCUACUGCAGCAUCAGCAGCAGGGAGCUGUUUCUGGAAGCUUAUGGUGCUGUGGAGAGUUACUUUCAGACUCCUUCUCCUGCCUUCUCUUUUAUGGAGACCACCGCCCACAAGAGCAUCAUCUUCCUCUGGGUUCUGACCAGCUGCGUAGCCGUUUCUCUCGGCUGUCUGACCCUGUGGCACGCCGUCCUCAUCACCAGAGGGGAGACCAGCGUGGAGCGCCACAUCAACCGCAAAGAGACAAAGAGAUUGAAGGCAUUGGGGAAGGUGUUCAGAAAUCCAUAUCACUAUGGAAGAAUCAACAACUGGAAACUCCUGUUUGGUGUGGAGAAACAAAGUCACUGGGUAACACGGGUGCUGCUGCCCUCCAGUCACCCCCCUGGUGGAGACGGCCUACUAUGGGACUACAGCUUCAAAAGAAGCGACUACAUGGCCAUCUAAUCUUCGCCUUUUAGCUCUACGCUGGCAGUUGCACUGUGGCUGGCUGGAACCACCUUUCAAGAGUCCCUGGAGGAUUUUAUGAAAGAACUGACUGCACGACUCUCGAAGGAAUUACUUUUCAUCGAAGUGAACUCGCCAUCCAUUUCUUAACUAUUUUAUAAACAUAUGCAAUGUUCAUAUCCCAUGAUUUGUACUAUUUUGUUGAUCAGCUUGGCUUUUAUGGUAAAAAGAGUUCUUAUGAAUUCCUUAACUUCACAAUGCACUGCAUUUCAUCAUAGUUGACUUCAUUUUCUCCCCACAGAUGCACGUAAACAGUCAUUUUUGUGAUGCACUCAUGGUUUGCUGCGGACAUGCAACAUUGAGCCAAUAGAGGAAGACUGAUCUUGGGUUUACAGGUCCUUUGACAAAAAAAACACAAAAAAGACACAUUUCUACACCGCACAAGUCUGAACUCAACUGUAGUUGAAGAACCAAAGGAAACACUGACUUCAAUAUUAGCCAGGGCUGAAACACACUGUGAAUUAUGUUCUGUACUAUUUUCUUUUGCUCAACUUGUGAAAAAGCCUUCUUUAUAUUUUUUCUACAUUCAUCCAUAUCCUUUUCACGACUGUGGGUCUUGGUGUGUCCUGUUGAGUAUGCUUUGAUAUGAACAGUGGAUUUUCUAUGACUUACUCUCAUGUGUCUGUGAAUUUUUAAGGAACGGGAAAUUCAGUUUCAUUAAAAAGUGACGUUUUUAUUAAUGCUUUAGUUUGUCCUCUGCGUGUCCAGAUGAAAACGAUGACACACGGCAGUCAUAUGACCCCUUUUUACGUAAGACACA